Molecule: messenger RNA, 1836 nt
Organism: Dermochelys coriacea (leatherback sea turtle)
Lineage: Eukaryota; Metazoa; Chordata; Testudines; Dermochelyidae
Gene: CDC37
Product: cell division cycle 37, HSP90 cochaperone
Exons: 8
Coding region: 328-1467 (379 amino acids)
Biological process (GO): protein stabilization; protein folding
Cellular component (GO): cytoplasm
Molecular function (GO): protein kinase binding; heat shock protein binding; protein-folding chaperone binding
Source: RefSeq, a predicted model, not a curated record
GCCAUUUGAGGCGCGGGGGGGACGCAUGCGCACUGAGCGGCCGCGGAAUCUGAACGCGCUCUCUCGUGCCGCGGCCGGUCCUCCCACGCACGCGCAGUAGCGUCUGCGGAGAGUCGCCGGCCUCUUCUCUUCUGCGCGCAUGCGUAUCUACCUCUGCCCGGGAGUUGGCGCGCCCGGCCUCGGCCCGCGCGCGCGCGCAGUGGCGCGGGCGAAGCCCUUCCCCUCCCCCGGUCGGGCACCGGAAGUGAGUCAGGGCGAGGGCGGAAGCGCCGCGGCGGCUGCGGGAGGCUUCCAGAAGGGCCUGGCCGGCGCGGCCCGGGCGGCACCAUGGUGGAUUACAGCGUCUGGGACCACAUCGAGGUGUCCGACGAUGAGGACGAGACUCACCCCAACAUCGACACGGCCAGUCUCUUCCGCUGGCGCCACCAGGCCCGAGUGGAGAGGAUGGAGCAGUUCCAGAAGGAGAAAGAAGAGCUGGAUAAAGGGUGCAGGGAAUGCAAACGGAAACUAGCCGAGUGCCAGAAGAAAAUGAAGGAGCUGGAAGUGGCAGACGCCGCAAGUGGGAAAGGGGAGCUGCAGAGACUUCAGGCCGAAGCGCAGCAGCUGAGAAAAGAAGAGAGAAGCUGGGAAAAGAAGAUCGAGGAGCUGAGGAAGAAGGAGAAGAACAUGCCUUGGAACGUGGAUACCCUGAGCAAAGAUGGCUUCAGCAAGAGUGUUUUCAAUGUCAAACCUGAAGAGGACGACGAAUCGGAGGAACAAAAAGAGAAGAAACACAAGACGUUUGUGGAGAAGUACGAGAAGCAGAUCAAACACUUUGGGAUGCUGCGGCGCUGGGAUGACAGCCAGAAGUAUCUAUCUGAUAACCCGCAUCUGGUGUGUGAGGAGACCGCCAAUUACCUGGUCAUCUGGUGCAUUGAUCUGGAAGUGGAAGAGAAACACGCCCUGAUGGAGCAGGUCGCCCAUCAGACCAUCGUGAUGCAGUUCAUCCUAGAGCUGGCCAAGAGCCUGAAGGUGGACCCCAGAGCUUGUUUUAGACAGUUCUUCACUAAAAUCAAGACGGCCGAUCAGCAGUACAUGGAGGGGUUCACUGAUGAGCUGGAGGCCUUCAAGGAGCGGGUGAGAGGGCGUGCCAAGGUGCGCAUCGAGAAAGCCAUGAAAGAGUAUGAAGAGGAGGAGCGGCAGAAACGGCUGGGCCCAGGCGGGCUGGAUCCUGUGGAGGUGUAUGAAUCCCUACCCGCUGAGCUGCAAAAGUGUUUCGAUUCGAAAGACGUUCAGAUGCUGCAGGAUGCAAUCAGCAAAAUGGAGCCGGCGGAAGCCAAGUACCACAUGCAGCGUUGCAUCGAUUCCGGGCUCUGGGUGCCAAAUGCCAAGCCGGCGGAGGGAGCGGAGAAGGGAGGUGAGGAGGCGGAGGCUGUCUACGAGGAGGUCACGAAGGGGAACAGCGAGGAGGAGAAGGGAAACCCAUGAACUACUGCUGAAAAUGCGUAAAGCAGACUGUCCCCUCGCCUCUCCCCCACUGCCACCACCCUACCCCCCUCUCACCUUCCUCUCACCCAAUUAUCCCUCAGGAUGACACAUGCUUUACACAUGUAGACACUUUGUGAAUGUGUGAGCUGCUUGCUGUCUCUUUGUAUCCAACCCCAAGCCCUGGGCUGCCUUGGGGGAGCAAACGGAAGCCCCUGUAUUCGCACUGGGGCCGUUCCAGUCAGUUACUCUAGGGACUUGGUAUGGCCGUUUAGGUUCUAGGCCUCCCUCUGGUCAGAGUUACAAAUGUGCCGUUGUAUCUUUUCUGUUGGUAGCCAGUACGGCUAUUACACGAAUAAAGAGAUUGAAGGA